CAUGGCGACCCCGGGUGCUGCUGCUGCUGCUGGUUUCGCUGGUGGUCCUGGUGCACCAUCACAGUGCCGCCCGCAGUGAGAACUGUUAGUACGAGACAAAUCUAACUUCCUGUUCAGCGCGCUUUCCGCUGGCACCACGCCAACUCCGACACCGUGACGUCACGGCGUGUGUUCCCGCAGUGCUUGAUUGCGCGUGCGGAGGAAAGCUCGUCUCGGCGCUCUCCAGUUGGCUCCUGGCGCUCAGGCCGCGCGCGGUAUUACUGAUCCACUGGAGAGAGAGAGAGAGAGAGAAAGAGAGAGAGGCGACACCGAGCUCGAGUCUCAUGUCUGUAUCUUGAGUGUCCCAGCCUGACAUGGCAGCGGAGGAGAAUGAAUGCUCGAGCCUCCAGCUCUCCAAACAGAGCUCUGCUCCCGUGAGGUCGUGGGAGUUGGAGUCUUUCCUGGCCAAUCGCACACUCAGCUUCGUGUCCCAGCUUGAUGAGUGCUACAUGUGCCCGGCCUGCGGUGGCGCCAUUCUUAACCCCCACCAGACGGGCUGUGGCCACAUCUUCUGUGCCAAGUGCAUUAGAAUGUUCAUUGAGAGCAGCGACAUGUCCAAAUGUCCCUUAGAUGGCAUUUUAAUCAAGCCAGAAGAGGUUUUUCAAGACAACUGCUGUAAAAGAGAACUACUUAACCUUGAAGUUUACUGUAGCAACACUCCAGAUUGCACACAAAAAGUUCCUCUGUGUGAUUUGCAGAAACACCUAAAGCUUUGUCAGUAUGAGAUGCUGCCAUGCUCCAAUCCAGGCUGCACUGACAUUCUGUUUCGCAAGAAUUUAUCAGAACACCAGCAAAGCCUCUGCCCCUUUCGCACAGAAUUCUGUCGCUACUGCACCAAGCCAUAUCCAAUUUCCCAGCUCCCGGACCAUGAAAAGACAUCUUGCCCGGAAGCUGAAGUUCAGUGUCCCAAUGAUUGCUCUCAGAUUGUGAAGAAAUAUAAGCUGAAAGGACAUAUAGAUGAGUGUCCAGAGAUAGAGACAGACUGCAUUUAUAAGCAAUAUGGCUGCACAGUCCGAGAUAAAAGAAGCAAAGUGAAAGUCCAUGAAUACACUGAAUUUAGCCAUCAUGUGCUGCUUGUGCUAGAGAGCAACAGCAAGCUCGCCAAACAGGUAGACCAGCUGCAGAAGGACCUGGCCAUCCAGGAGAGGGAGCUGAAGGAAAGAAACUUACUUGUUGAUAAUCUUAAAAGAGAGGUGUCCAAGUGUGACAACACAUUUUCUACUAUCCAGAGGUCAGUGGCAGAGCAGAGGGAGUGUGUCUCCAGCGUUAAACAGGAGCUGCAGGAGCUCCGCAGUGUUCUGGAUGCUGAGCUGGCGAAAGAAGAGCUAAGGUCCCUCCGAGUUUCACUGGACUCUCUCAGACAGCAGGUGGCAAUGACGCAGAGCCUCAGAGAUCACCUGGGUGAGGACAGCAUGGGGGCUUUAGGGCAGACGUGUCAGCGUCACACUCGACUCCUAGACAUUCACGUGGAGCAGCUGCAGUGCAACGAGCAACGUUUUCGCCAGCUCGAGUCCACGUCAUAUGAUGGAAAGCUCAUCUGGAAGGUUCACGACUAUCAGCGCAAAAAGGAUGCCGGUGCACCGCUCACCUCACCGCCUUUCUACACUGGCCGCAGCGGCUACAAGCUGAGUGCCCGCGUGUACCCCGAUGGGGAAGGUAGCGCCCGGGGCACACACCUCUCCCUCUACGUCAUGGUGAUGAGAGGUGACUUCGACUCGCUGCUGCCGUGGCCGUUCCGCCAGAGCGUCACACUCACCGUGCUCGACCAGAGCGGCUCACGCAACCACAUCAGCUGCAGCUUCAACCCUGACACCAACAAAGAAAGUUUCCGCAGACCCACAGCUGAAAGCAACACAGCAUUAGGCUUUUCCCGUUUCAUCUCUCACACUGAUCUGGAAGGUCCCCGAAACGCAAUCUAUAUACGAGACGACACACUGUUCAUCAAAGUCAAGGUGGACACAACAGGGUUGGAGGAUUUGUAGUGUAUUCUGAGAGAGUGGAUCUUGUAAAGCUGGCCUUUAUAAGAUUUUUGUUUCAGGAUAUGAAAAUGCAUUUAGACAACUCAUAAAUGAAUGGCACGCCUCCAAAAACGACUGCCACUAGAAAUAAGUAAUAAACAUUGGUUUCAAAACUAUUUGUGUGCCACCCCAGUUAAAAUGUAGUGAAUCAUGUGUAAAGGUUUUUACCAGAAUUUCCCACAUUUCAAGGUCUUACAGUAUAUGUUUAUGACUAAGGUUUGUUCGUGUGGACAUCCUUUCAGAUCAAAGUUUUUAAUAAGGGUUAAAAAUCCAAAGGGAAUUUUUAGGCAGAAGAGAAAGAUAUUUUUUUUAGUAUUAUUAUUACUUUUUUUACAAUAGUACAAUUGUGUUGUGUUUCACAAUUGUGUUGUAAUGAAGGUCUUGUUUGACCUAAUGGCAGAGAAAAACUUGGUCUGGUCUAAAAUUUUCUGAUAUAUGUAUGUUCUGAACUUUGGAAUAUUCUGAUACUGCAGAAUUCAAAGUUGUCUCAACUCUUUACAAGAGUCAGCCCAUCAUUGUUUUUAAUAAUGCAAGAAAAAUGUUGAUAUAUAUUUUUUCAAGUUUUUUUUAUUAUUUAAGUAUUUUUGCCUGAUUCAGCAGAAAUAUCACAUUCCUUGUGUUUUAUGCUAAAGUGUGUCUGUAAUUGCAGAGCAGACUAAAUUAUUUUUAGCCGUAGAUUAAGUUAUUACUUUUUUUUCCUUCUUUCCUUUUUUACAGCACAUUUGCCUUAGAAUGAGGAAAUAGCUUAUAGGAGAAGCUGGGACACUGUAGUUAUGGUUUCUAAAAGUUUUUGUAGUUUUAUUUUUAUACAUGGUCAUAAAUGUGAUAUUUUCUUAAAUAAAGAUCUGGUGCAUGUUUGUUGGUG
Messenger RNA from Clarias gariepinus (North African catfish), 2922 nucleotides. RefSeq names its product Tnf receptor-associated factor 5 (gene traf5). The coding region runs from base 354 to 2021 and encodes 555 amino acids. Lineage: Eukaryota; Metazoa; Chordata; Actinopteri; Siluriformes; Clariidae. Gene Ontology annotation, molecular function: zinc ion binding; thioesterase binding. Gene Ontology annotation, biological process: positive regulation of JNK cascade; protein K63-linked ubiquitination; regulation of canonical NF-kappaB signal transduction. The transcript has 11 exons. The record is from RefSeq and is a predicted model, not a curated record. Gene Ontology annotation, cellular component: plasma membrane signaling receptor complex.